AUGGUGCAGUUCACCUACCGAGACCUCGUGAUCUCGCUGCCAUCCGGCGUCAACGCCACCGUCACCGACGAGGGCGUGCUCGAGAUACGGGGCCUCUCUCGGGCCGCUCCGAUCCGGAUGAAGCCGUGCGACGACGAAAGAGUGAUCAGCUCUUCAUGCACUCCCAGCGAGCGUCCGUUGCCGGCAAGCGGCACCCUGCACAAGCGCGCGCGCACAACCGCACCUUUGGGCUGCGGUAGCGUGCCGCUCUCGAGCGUCGACGGCGGCGACAUGGACGAGAGUGCGUCCUGUGGAGAGGCGGUGGCGCCGCCCGUCUACCCCAACGGCGGCUGCAGCGACAGCGACGAGGAGUGCGGAGGCGGCGAGCAGGCACACGACGGGUGCCCCUCCGAUGACGACGAGCACCCCGCGGCGGUGACCAGCCAGGGGCUGUGGAAUGCGGCCAAGGCGGUGUUGGACGAAGGUGCGGAGAAGGCCGAGGUGCCGCCUCCGGUGCUCCCGCCGACGGCCUCGUUGCACGCCUUCCCCUUCCCUCCCGAGGCACCGCUGCGGCGGUGGGAGUGGCGCCCGGUGGAGACGACCGGCCCAACGCCGCCCGCCCGCUGGGCGCACUGCGCCGCUGCUCUCGGAGGCAAGAUGCUCGUGUACGGCGGCGAGGCCCUCUCCGCAGCGGGCGCCGACGGCCCGCCGCAGCUGAGCGACCUGCACGCGUUUGACGCCGCCAGCGGCGAGUGGAGGCGCUGCCAGGACGCGCCGCACGGCCGCGCGUGGCACACGGGUACCGUGGUGCGCGGCUCGCUCGACGGCUCGUCGGACAUCUUCCUUGUCUUCGGUGGCGAGGCGGCGCGGCAGGCGGGCGGAGCCAAGGGCAAGGCCGCGGCGGGAGGCAAGCCGCAGUCGCUCUCCUCGAUGCUCUCGUACGACCCGGAGUUUGAGGCGCACAGGGCUUGGGAGGGCCCGGCCCUCGCCCCGUGCCCUCCGCCCGGUCCGGCCACGCCGCCUGGCCUGCACUAG
Molecule: messenger RNA, 1014 nt
Organism: Emiliania huxleyi CCMP1516
Lineage: Eukaryota; Haptophyta; Isochrysidales; Noelaerhabdaceae
Exons: 2
Coding region: 1-1014 (337 amino acids)
Molecular function (GO): protein binding
Source: RefSeq, a predicted model, not a curated record